UUCAAAACGCCCUGGCGCUUAACCGAGAGCCUGCUGAGUGAAUGGGCCGGUAUCUCUGCGGUGCGGUGGAGUUAACGUCGGGAAUCUGAGCGCGGCGAGCUGCAGCAGCCGGGGAAGGGGUGAGGAGAGAGUAGACAGGAAACAAAUCAUGGAGGCGGAUAUAAUAGCAGAUCUUCGAUGCAAGCUCAAAGAAGUUGAAGAAGAGCGACUAAAAGCUGCACAGUAUGGUUUACAACUAGUGGAGAGCCAGAACGAAUUGCAGAAUCAAUUGGAUAAAUGUCGUAAUGAAGUGAUGACCAUGACUGAGAAUUAUGAACAAGAAAAAUAUACUCUUCAGAGAGAAGUUGAGCUCAAGAGUCGAAUGUUAGAAAGUUUGAGCUCUGAAUGUGAAGCUAUUAAACAACAACAAAAAAUGCACCUGGAGAACUUAGAAGAACAGCUGAGCAGAAGCCAUGGGCAGGAAGUGAAUGAACUAAAAAAUAAGUUAGAAAAACUGAAAGCCGAAUUAGAUGAAGCUAGGCUUAGUGAAAAGCAGCUGAAGCACAAAGUGGAUCAUCAGAAGGAACUCCUUUCUUGCAAAUCAGAGGAAAUGCGAAUAAUGUCUGAACGUGUACACGAAAGCAUCUCUUCAGAGAUGCUGGCUCUUCAAAUUGAGCUAACUGAAAUGGAAAGUAUGAAGACCACCCUCAAAGAAGAAGUGAACGAACUACAGUACAGACAAGAACAACUAGAACUUCUUAAUACUAAUUUAAUGCGCCAGGUAGACCGGCUUAAAGAAGAAAAAGAAGAGCGAGAGAAAGAAGCAGUUUCUUACUAUAAUGCCUUAGAGAAAGCUCGUGUAGCAAAUCAGGAUCUUCAGGUGCAGCUAGACCACGCACUCCAGCAAGCCUUGGACCCUAACAGUAAAGGCAACUCUUUGUUUGCAGAGGUGGAAGAUCGAAGGGCAGCAAUGGAACGUCAGCUUAUCAGCAUGAAAGUCAAGUAUCAGUCACUGAAGAAGCAAAAUGCAUUCAACAGAGAACAGAUGCAAAGAAUGAAGUUACAGAUCGCCACAUUGCUACAAAUGAAAGGGUCUCAGGCUGAAUUUGAACAGCAGGAACGGUUACUUGCCAUGCUGGAGCAGAAGAAUGGUGAAAUUAAACAUCUCUUAGGUGAAAUUAGGAAUCUGGAGAAAUUUAAGAGUUUAUAUGAAAGUAUGGAAUCUAAGCCUUCAGCCAACUCUGUUGCUCUGGAAGAUGACACCUAUUACACAGAUUUACUUCAAAUAAAGCUUGAAAACUUAAACAAAGAAAAUGAAAGCACUAAAGGUGAAUUGUCCAUCCAGCGAAUGAAAGCAUUAUUUGAGAGCCAGCGGGCUCUGGAUAUUGAGCGAAAACUUUUUUUGAAUGAAAGGUGCCUCCAGCUUUCCCAAAGUGAAAAUAUGAAACUGAGAGCUAAACUAGAUGAGUUAAAACUGAAGUAUGAACCUGAAGAGAAAAUUGAAGUGCCUGUACUCAAAAAGAGGCGUGAGGUACUUCCUGUGGAUAUAUCCACCCCUAACGAUGUAUGUACCACCAGUGCUGUUGAGGAGGAAGUUUAUAGAUUACCACCUCAGAAAGAGGAGGUACAGUCCUGUCCUAACAAUUUAGAAGAUAACUUGCAGUUGGAAAAGACAGUUUCUGUAAGCACAUCAGGAGUCAUUCUGUCUCCUUACAAAAAUCUGUCCGUGGGUAUUCAGCCAAGGAAGGAAAAGAAAUGUGUGAAACUUAUAGGAGUUCCAGCUGAGUCGGAAGCCUUAAGUGAAAGAAGUGGAAACACCCCUAACUCUCCCAGGUUAGCUGCUGAAUCAAGGCUUCAAACAGAAGUUAAAGAAGGGAAAGAAACUGCAAGCAAAUUGGAAAAGGCAACCUGUAAGAAAUCACACCCUAUUGUAUACGUGUCCUCCAAAUCAACUCCAGAGACCCAGUGCCCUCAGCAGUAAAGACUUAAUAAGAGUAAGGUACCACUUGCCCAAAAGAUUGCUCUGGAGGUUAGUUAAGAUUGUCUUUAUCUGAAAUAUACCAUCUUGUAGGUUAUUUCCUUCUGCUCAUUGUUCCAGGAACUGGCAUUUUCAUGCUCCUUUGACCAAACAUUCAAAAUGUGGUUGUAAUUCUAACCAGGAGAGUGAUGAACUAUGAAUCACAGUGAAUAAACCAUUAGCUGAAGGAAAGUGUUAUUACAAAUUUAUUGGUUACAUUGUAUAUAGAUUUUUAAAGUACCUUCAGAGCCAUAUAUAGUUGAAAACAGAACACAUUAACUAUUAUAUUUUCCUAUGUACAUUUUUAUGAACGUAGUUUUUCACUGUGUUGUGAAAAUAGAAAACUUGGUUUAAAAAUAUAUAUUAUACUGUAACUAGAUUUUUGUCAGCGUGUAAAGCACAUAUGUUCAUCUUUGUAUUCAUAUACAUGAUUUAAAUUUUAUGUCUCAAUUACAUAAAAAAGAUAAUUUUGAAAUUUAAAAUAAAACUGCUAUAAUUUA
Molecule: messenger RNA, 2496 nt
Organism: Mesoplodon densirostris (Blainville's beaked whale)
Lineage: Eukaryota; Metazoa; Chordata; Mammalia; Artiodactyla; Ziphiidae
Gene: SPDL1
Product: spindle apparatus coiled-coil protein 1
Exons: 12
Coding region: 149-1960 (603 amino acids)
Biological process (GO): establishment of mitotic spindle orientation; protein localization to kinetochore; mitotic spindle assembly checkpoint signaling
Cellular component (GO): spindle pole; outer kinetochore
Molecular function (GO): kinetochore binding
Source: RefSeq, a predicted model, not a curated record